AUGAUGGUUAAGUGUUAGUUUUUGUAAGAUUUGAUACGUUUUUGACUUGGUAUAAAUGGUUUGAAGUGUUCAUAUUAUUUUGGGCGUGUGCUGUUGAUAAAGUUAGAUUUUUAGGUAACAAUCUUGUUUUAUUGUGUCUAUGAUUUUUCAGUGUUUUUAUGGUUAUGUUUUUGCAUUUUUUUAUGAUUUUCUAUAAAUUUAGAUUUAAUUUUUAUAAUUUAUUGCUUUUUGAUUGCACUGUGCGGACGGUUUGAAGAAUUUUCAAAUUUCAAAUAGUUUUAAAAAUGCUAAAGUUGGAUGAGGACUUUUUCAUGUUACUUUAUGCACUUUUGCUUAUUUUACAACACUUUAUUGUUCAAAGUUUUAUUUUGUUUUGCGUUUUGAGCGUUUUUUGAAUUUUUGGGCAACACCGUGCAAUUUUUAAAAUUUUAAAACUUUUUUUGAUUUUUUAGUUUAAUAUGACAUUUUAAAGCUUUUAUUUUUUAAAAUUUAUUCACAUCUUUUUUCAGCUACAAACCUGCUGUCAAUCACAACUUCGGCUGAACUUGAUGACAUGGGCGUCCAAAUCAGGUUGGGCGAUGACGUUGGAUUACUAUCGAUUGAUAACUCUUCUGACACUAACACAAAGCCGGUAGUUCUAAACUCAGUUCAGGAAUUUAAGGCCACACAAAUUCAAAGUCUGGAACUGGAAUUGGAUGCUUUGGCCAAUAUUGAUAACGAACACUUGUUUGAUAAGAGAAACUUUUUGGAGUUUGCUGCGCAUGAAGACUUCCUCAAGGAUGCGAUUUAUCGAGAAUUAAUGAAAAUACGAAUAGCAGCAGAUGUGGAUAAAGUCAAAGUUGGUCAGGUCGGUGAUUUUUAGUGUAAUGUUGUUUUAGGUCUUCUUUUAGGUCUAAUUUGAUAUUAUUAGUUGGUUUAGGCAUAAAUAGAAUCUUUGAGGUUUUUUGAAUGAUUUUUAUUAAAAUACAGUCACUUUCUGUUAAUUUGAGUUGAUAUUGAGCUUAAAAAUGAAAAUAGAUUAUGAGCAACGCUUUGAUGUCUAGUAUAAUAUUGCUUUUAUUAAUUUUGUUAGGUUAAGCUCAGAAUUAUGGAUUGAUUUAGAUAUGAUUAGAAACUGUAAAAAUCUGUGAAUGAUUUACGUUUAUUUUUAGUUAGUUUGAAUUGAUAUUGAGUCUAAUAACGAAAAAAGUUCUGGAUCAAGCUGCUGGUGCCUAGUGUAAUAUCGCUUUUAAUAGUUCCGUUAGGUUUAACUUAAAAUUAUUAGUUGUUUUAGGUAUGAAUAGACAAUUUAAGGUUUUCUGAAUUAUUGACAAUUAUUUUUAGGUAAUUUAAAUAAAUAUUGAGUUUAAAAAUGAAAAAGGUUUAAGAUCGGCACAGAAGUCCUCAAUGUUCACACAAUUUUUGAAUUUUUAGCUAUAUAAUAAUUAAUUUUUUCAUAAUUAUAGACGAUAUAUCCAGAAGAACUACGACAGAAACGAAAAUAUAGAAUGCCAGAGGGCAUUCAAAAGUUGAAAUGGAAAAAGAAAGACAAAAAGAAGACUGAGAAGAGACCGUUACCUUUUAUUGAGAUGGAAGAAGUCGAAGUCGGCCCAAAGUUUAGGUUUUGCACCAGGAUAUGGAAGAAUAUUAAGGUAGGUAUUGUAACAUAUUGGUAUAUAAUUCUAAAUGGUUUUGGUCUGCAAGUUCAUGGGAAAGCUUACUUUUAAAAGGAAACCCCUAUUUUAGAUGACAUUUUUAUUUUUUUUUGGAUAUUUUGCUGAUUUAUUUUGAGUUAAAAAAUGAAAGUGUUACCUGAAAUUUCAUUUUUAAGCAAUAUUUUUAAUUUUCCAAAUAUAUUUUUAAAAAUAUUAUUUUAGGUAGAAGACAAGCUCAGAUUCUCUCACAUUCCCUACUUUCUAGAGCAUGAGGAGGAAGGAGAACAGUUCGCCGACCAAUUGAAAGCCAUGUACCCAGAUGGUGUACACGGAUCAUCGUACGAUUGUACUUGGUUCGUGAAUGAUAAGAUGAUGUACGAGCUGGUGGUUGUGAUGAAGAAGAAGUUUCGAAUUGGUAAGGGUUUUUUCUAUGUCUUAUCUUUACUUCUGCUCUUACCUUUAUUCUUACCCCCUACUCUCUAUUCUCUACUAUUUACCUUGUAACACUCCUUUUCAGAAGAAGACAUUCUUUACAAAGCUAUCCACCAUCUCUUUCCAAACAAGUUUACUUGUGGCGAGUUAAAAAAUAUCUUUCCAUGGCUCGAGGAACGUUUCUACUAUCGUGUCAACGGCCUGAAAUCACCAUACCAACAGCAAGUGGACCAGCUUUGGGCAAAAGUACAAACAAUUGACGUAACAGCACCAUCACAAGCCAAAACAACAUCACAACAGACACGUCAAUCUAAUACUCUAGUACAGUACGAGUUCACGAAAUGUCAGAAACAUUGUGAAGUGGCACGAAGAGCACGUUUGGAAGAUGACAAAAUCAAUCAAGAUCCGGAGGGCUACAGGAAAUGCGCCGAGGUCUGGCUACAGGCUCAUCGUCAGUUUUUGAAUAUCUUCCCAAGGAUUGAUUACGAUAACAUAUGUGUCAUCGCUAAUGUUUUCAACAAGAAGUUCCCGACUACGUUCAAGUCAUGUGAUGACAUUCGGAAGUAUUUUGAUCGGAAUUACAAGACACAGAAGAGGCGUUACCUAUCUGAAACGUGGGUUUUAAAAAAAUUUUGAAUUUCGAUACUUGGAUUCUGAAUUAAAAAUUGUUCAUUAUCAGAGCUCGAAAAAAGUCAGUACAAAGGUUCCGUCGAAUGAAGUCUCAAGUCGAAUUCCUCGAAUUCGACAAUCCGUUCGAGGCUUGCGAUCACGAUGGUCAAUGUACCACAACGUGCAAAUGUUUCACGUCAAACGCGAUUUGCACCAAGUACUGCCGAUGUUACGGAAGCGGGUGUUGUACGCUACAGUUCAGUGGGUGUCGAUGUAAGGAGGGGAUGUGUAUGAAGAACAGUUGUGAUUGCUUCAAGUUGGGCUGGGAGUGCGAUCCUGAUCUGUGCAGGUUUUGCUGUAAAGGUAGGUGGAAAGGAAGUUAUUGCUAUUUUGAGAUUUGUAAAGAAAGUUUAUGCAUUUUUAUGAUUUGUAAAGAAAGUUCUUGCUAUUUUGAAGUUUGUAAAGAAAGUUUUUACGCUUUUGAAGUUUAUGAAGAAAGUUCUUGUCAUUUUAUUCUUUGUAAAGAAAGUUCUUGCUAUUUUGAAGUUUGUAAAAAAAGUUCCUGCCUUUUUGUUUUGUAAAGAAAGUUCUUGCCAUUCCAUGUUUUGUAAAGAAAGUCUUUGCAUUUUUAUUGUCUGGAAACAAAGUUUUUGCUAAAUGAAUUGAAUUUCAGACGUAGGCACGGACGAUCAACGAAUGAUUUGUAACAAUGUGAAUCUACAACACCAUAUUCAGAAGAAAGUCUUCACAGCUCCGUCGACGGUGCACGGUACUGGAGCCUUUGCGGGCGAACCGUUUCAGCCAGGCGAAUUCGUGUGUGAAUAUGUUGGAGAAGUGAUAUCAAACGAGGAAACGGACCGACGAGAAAUCGUUUAUGAUCAAUAUAAAACCACCUUCUUGUUUCGUGAGUUAUUGCUAUUUUAAGCUCUGUAAAGAAAGUUCUUGCUAUUUUAUGAUUUGUAAAGAAAGUCCUUUUGAUUUUAUGAUUUGUAAGGAAAGUUCUUGCGAUUUUAUGAUUUGUAAUGAAAGUUCUUGCUAUUUUAUGAUUUGUAAAGAAAGUUCUUUCGAUUUUAGGGUUUGUAAAGAAAGUUAUUGCCAUUUUAUGUUUUGUAAAGAAACUUCUGGCCAUUUUUUGUUUUGUAAAGAAAGUUAUUGCGAUUCCACGAUCUAUAUGUAUUCUUUUUUGGGUUUUUACAAUUUUCCAAUAACCAUUUUCCAGACCUAAACAACAAAUACAGUGUGGACGCGUGGCACAAAGGCAACAUAGCCCGCUUCGUCAACCACUCCAAGAAUCCGAACGUCCAAGCCAAGAUCUUUUGCGUGGAUACAGAACAACGAAUCGCCUUCUUCGCCAGUCAGAAAAUCAAUAUUGGAGACGAGCUCUUCUUCAACUACGGAUUCAAUGCCGGCUUAACGAAAAGCCAGCUCAAAACAAACAGAAGAAAGAAGUCGUUGAGUUUGAAAGAACAAAAGAACCUUAUCUUUGACUCAAGAAGAGAAAGAGAUCCAUUUCGAGAGGCCGAAAUCAUCGAAGCGACACGAAAGUGCUAUCAGAGUACGAACGCGGAGACAAGGGUACCUUUGCAAGUUAGCUUCAAAGAAGAAGAGGAUUCAGGUGGUGGCAGAUGUUUAAGCUCAUUAGCCGGUCAAGGCUCAGAGAACGGCCGUGUGUUAGAGAAAAGUACAGGUUCAGAAAGCUGUCGAGGCUCAGGAAGCGGUCGAAGCUCAGAGAACGGCCGAGCUUCAGAAAAACCCAAGAAUUCAAAAACCGGUCGAGAUUCGGGAAUCGGCCCAGGCUCAGGAAACGGUCGAAGCUCAGAAAAAUGCCAAGGCCUAGAAAAAAAUCGCGGUUCAGAGGACGAACGAGAUUUAACAAGCGAUCAAGAUCGUGGAAGCGACGGUAUUUCCGGAAAACAACAAGAUUCACGAGGCGGUCGAGAUUCGAAAACCGAUCGAUCUUCAGAAGAGAACAGAAGAAGUCGACUCCAGAUCAAGCCAAGCGUUGCCAGGAAGAACCGUCGUACGGAAAGGUCUUUUAGUGGCAGGAGAAGCAAGAAGAGAUUCAAAACAUCGUGA
Bursaphelenchus okinawaensis is the source of this 4751-nucleotide messenger RNA. NCBI's taxonomy places the organism in Eukaryota, Metazoa, Nematoda, Chromadorea, Rhabditida, Aphelenchoididae. The record is from the annotation of a GenBank genome assembly.